AUGCCAAUAUGCAUAGAGUGCUGUUACCCUGUUUCCCACCUUUACACCUCAUACAGCAAGGCCGAUGAUCGUGCUUUGGGCAAGGGAGUCCGUCUAACGCAAUGUGCACGAUGUCAACGAUUUGCGGAUAAAUACGUCGAACAUGACUUUGUUGUGCUUUUCAUUGAUUUAGUUUUAAUCAAGCCGCAGCGCUCUAUUAUCCGUCUCGGGAUCCUGAUCCUCCUUUUCGACGUCUACCUCUCCUGGGCGCGCAUCGAGAAGUCCUCUGCAAUCGCCUCCUCACGGCUCGGAAACACCCCAAUAAUAGUACAAUAUGUAUUUUUCCUCACACUGAACGCCCUCGCGACCCUCGCGCACCACGUCACGGUUCGAUUCCUGGCCACGAUUCUUGUUCUGAAACCUGCGACACAGUCUCAGAAGGCCCAUGAAGCUCCACAGCGUGCGAAUACUCUCCCGUCCUCGCCAUCUGACGCUUACGCAACCGGAAGCGCCAUACCAGCGCAGUUUUCAGCAAAUCCCAACUCAACAGGUGGAUCAAGCACUGCUGACCUGGCUCGAUCGUCGUCUGGUAGUGAUACUGUUGGUGAUGGGGCUCAGAGUGCUACACCGUUACCUACGCUCUCCGUUGAAACCGACUUCCCUCCGCUUCUCAGACGAUCGUCCACUGCACCCCCACAGAUACGCCCAAUCCCUCCUCCGGCGCUCGCUAGUCGAAAUGCAAUAAGCACAGCUCUCCUGGUUAGCAGCUGUACCAAGCUUUUCCCGAUACUGCUUGUGAUAUGGGGUACGGAUGCGUCUGGGGAAGCUUCAGGUGCAUUGGAAACGUCAUUCCCACCCACUGGCAGCGGUGAAGGGGAAGCUGCCUUGAAUUCUUCCAUAUGGUCGUCGCAAUCUCUCCAGUCAGUUGUCCAGACCGUGGUCAUCACUUCUUUUGUCCGUGACAAAUACCCACCUGGUGCUAUUAAAUAA
Trichophyton benhamiae CBS 112371 is the source of this 969-nucleotide messenger RNA. RefSeq lists its product as uncharacterized. Lineage: Eukaryota; Fungi; Ascomycota; Eurotiomycetes; Onygenales; Arthrodermataceae. The transcript has 3 exons. Gene Ontology annotation, biological process: intracellular sterol transport; sterol metabolic process; regulation of plasma membrane sterol distribution. Gene Ontology annotation, cellular component: Golgi apparatus; cortical endoplasmic reticulum. The record is from RefSeq and is a predicted model, not a curated record. The coding region runs from base 1 to 969 and encodes 322 amino acids.